Messenger RNA from Solanum verrucosum, 384 nucleotides. RefSeq lists its product as uncharacterized. The record is from RefSeq and is a predicted model, not a curated record. The coding region runs from base 1 to 384 and encodes 127 amino acids. NCBI's taxonomy places the organism in Eukaryota, Viridiplantae, Streptophyta, Magnoliopsida, Solanales, Solanaceae. The transcript has a single exon.
AUGGGGCACUUAGUCUAUUUUGCUGAUGUCCGGGCUACCCGAUUGGAGGCUGAGGUACCCUGGAUGAUUGAGAGGAUCAUCCUAGCUGCAUUGACACCCCUUCGGACUUCUAUUGAUGAUCUCACAGAAAAAGUCGCGACUUGUGAGUGUCGACAGAGGGUUACUUCAGAGAUAACGGCUCUGAAAGCCGAGGUUGCAGAUUUGAGGAAGGACGUGGACUAUCUAAAGUCUACAGACUUCACUUCUUUAUUUGAGGCAGCUGAGAGUGUGGGUUCUCCCGGCAGUUCUGAGAUGCCUCCGGCUAUCACCGGAGAUGUACCUAUGGAGGAUGUGGCAACUGAUGCAUCAGAGGCGGAGACCAAUGAGGAGCAGCUAGGAGAGUGA